GCACCAAGUCUGAAAAAUGAAGAUAAAGGUACUGUGGGGCGGACUCAGCAUCCUGCGGAUAGCUUGGUGCCUUGUUCCACAGUUUGGGUACCUGCAUCCAGAUGAGUUCUUCCAAUCACCAGAAGUCAUGGCUGGGGAUAUCCUAGAUCUGGACAUCACUCGCCCAUGGGAAUUUCUUCCUGGCUCCCCCUGCAGGACAGUGGUUAUUCCUUUGUUGACAUCUGGCACCAUCUUCUGGAUUCUUGGAGUACUACAACAAAUGGGCAUUGUCACAACUUAUUGCAGCUACCUUUUAUUAGUUCUUCCACGUCUUUUAAUAACACUGUUUUCAUUCCUUCUGGACUUAAGUAUUUAUAAUAUAGCACCUAACUGGGGGUCUGACCGAUGGAAAGCUAUGGUGCUCCUAGCUGGAUCUUAUGUCACCCUUGUUUUUUACACAAGAACACUUAGCAACGCAGUGGAAGGUAUUUUAUUUGCAUUGUUUCUUCUUCUCACAUCUACUGGAAGCUCUAACCGUAACAAAACCCUGUGGACAGCCAGAACUAACCAUCUACUUGGCAUUAUUCUGGCAGCUGGAUUUUUUAACAGGCCCACUUUUCUUGGCUUUUCUUUCAUGCCGUUUCUUUACUGGACACAACAUGAUAGUACAUCUCAAUUUUCCUUCAGAUCAGUUUUUAUAAAGGUGCUAAAACUAUUGCCCUGUGCAGUACCCACUGCAUUAGUCUUCAUAUUGGCAGACACAUUAUAUUAUAGAGGACACCACCUAUUUUCUUUUAACAGUACAAAAACCUUCAGAGAAUAUUUAAGACAAAACAUAGUAUUAACACCUCUUAACUUCCUGCGUUACAAUCUUAAUCCACAAAAUCUUGCCCAACAUGGAGCACAUCUUCCUUUUACACAUUUGGUAGUAAAUGGCAUCAUGCUUUUUGGGGUGCUCCAUAUUUCUGUUGUAUUAUCCGGCAUAAAGCUAUUGAUAAGAAGAAUUUCCCAGCUAUUAUUCAAAGGUUAUUAUAGGAGCUCCGAAACCAAAAAGGCAUUUUUUUCUCGACAAACCAGUUCAUCAUUGUUACUAUUUUAUUUUGUCCCUUUAGCGCUUUUAUCACUAUUCAGUCAUCAAGAACCACGCUUCCUUAUUCCACUGAUAAUUCCUCUUGUCUUGUUUGCUGCCAAUUACAAUAUAGUAAUAAAUAGGAUUUAUGCAAUUGUGUUAUAUAAUAUGUUAGGGGCCUUUUUCUUUGGCUGCCUACACCAAGCUGGAUUAGUGCCCAGUUUAUUUCACAUACAGAAAACUCUAGGAUCUCAUUUCCUCCCCGGGACCUCGUUAGCUCAUCACACACUCCUCUUUACACACACAUACAUGCCUCCUAAGUAUUUGCUUUGCCUAAAGAAAGAGCAAAACUCUGUUGAUGUUAUUGAUCUUGCUGGCUUUAAUAAAGAUCAGCUGUGCCAAAAACUAAGAGACACAAAGGACAAAGUAUCAAACAUAAGUAAGCAAUUAUUAGAAGAGAAAACACAUUAUUUUUUAGUUAUAUUUCCUGGAACCCUUGUAACAACUAUUGAUAAGUGUGGGUUAAGUUAUACAAAUGUGACUGUAUUGUUUCCACAUUUAUCAAUGGAAGAUCCUCCAGAGGUAUCUGAUUUACUCAGUGGCAAUUUGACAACUCAGUUAGGAUUAUACAUAAUUGAUGUAAAUGUGCACAGGUGAAGGUAAAGCAGUUAGGCAAAUUACACAGAUCUAAAGGGACAUAACAUUUUUUUUUUAUAAAAUCAAUCAUUUAAAAGUACAUUAGUUUUUAUGGCUAAGAGCAAUACUGUUAGGCACUUAACCCAUUUAACACUCCCUGUGCUAAAGCAAUUUGUUUGUCAUUUGCAAUAGUUACAUUUAAGCAACAAUAUUAAUCAUUUCACAUAUAAAACAUAUGGGUCUAGAUUAGAAGUGGAGUAGCGCAUGGUGUUAUCUUUUGCGCAACCUUGCAGAAAGAAUAACGCACAAUCUGGUAUUACAAGUGGAUGGUUAUAUAUUUUAACCAAAGCAUCUUAAGGUGGCCUCACAUUUUUAGCAUUGCCUAUCAUUUUGAUGGAUAUCUCAGGGGGUGAUAUUAGCGAGCACAAUGUGCUCGUAUUACUAGUGGUGAGUUCAUUGUUUAGCUAAAGUGCAAUCCAAAAUCCAGCUGCGAAAUGUAGUACUUUUUAAGACCUGAAGUAAGCCGUAAUUAUUAAUAGCACUUAACUACAUGCACAACACCAGCACUUCUGACUUAGCUCACCCUAGGCUUAGUGCUCAAGCAAUAACCAACAUGAAUUUUACUGUGUGCGCCCAUAGAGGUGCAUUAUGUGAGGGAUUUAGCGCAUUCUGUGUUAUGUAACAUGCGGAUGAUAACGGGUCUUAGACUGCUGCUCAAGCACUAAAAAGUCUGUUUAUAUGAGUGCAAAAAUAGAAGUUUUUGAUUGCGCUCAAGCAAUGUUAACACACAACAGUGCUAAUAUUUCUGUGCUCCACUUGUAACCAAGGCCACACUGUUUUAUUUAUCUGAUCAAAACUUUUAUCAAAUAAGCUUAGUCUGUAAAAAUACCCAAAUACGGCACCAUAUGGAAAUUGUGUACUUUUAUAACAUUUUAAAUUAGUAAUUAAAUAUUUGAAGAUACAUUGUUACCAUAAAAGUAUUAAAUAUAUUACUGCAGUGAAUUUAGAUUUCCUAAAAAGUUUAAAAUGUUUACAUGUUCUUACCACGCUGCAAACGCAGAGCUAGAUUACAAGUGUCGUGCAAUAAAAGAAUAUCGUAGUCACAUUAAUUUGCGCGCGUAUUACAAGUUGAAAGUAAACUUAGGGGCGACUGAAGACCUUGUUUAAAGGGUUAGAUAUAAAAAAAAGUUGCACCAAACACAAUAUAAAUACAUUAAAAUAUACAGUUACACUCAAACAAUAUCUGAUAAAAAUUAUUCACAUAAAUAUUAAUAAAAAUAUGUUGUAAGGGUUCAAAAGUAUAUGGCCAUGUAUUUGACCACAAAAAGCUAUAAUAUAUGUAUAUAUAUAUAUAUAUAUAUAUAUAUACACAUGAUCACAGAAAGAUCCCGUGAGCAGCGCUCACCGUCAGUCCUAUACGGAAUAAGACACCGACACAAUGGAGCGUGGGCGGGGACACACCCCCUUAUUGCUGUGAUGCAAUAGGCUGCCUCUUCGGGCGGAACUGCCAGAUACGCCCACAAACAAACGUAGGAAUCACACACAGUAAAGAUAAGCGCACUAUUGCCGUUAUCACAGAUACUCCUCUGAAUGGGUAAAUCCAAUAACAGACUCCAGGCAAACUCCAUGCAGGAUAAGGUAAAAACGUAACAAAAUUUUAUUUCAGUAAAAGCGAAUGCCAGCUGCAUCCACACAUAAGAGCCAGCAGAAACAACAGUCAGGUGUAAGGGCCGGUCUCCACGCAGACGCGUUUCAUGCCCAUGCGCACUUGUUCACUGCUUACCUGGAGACCGGUCCAGCACACUUUUAUGGCUAUAUGAUUAGAAAGUUAAAAACACCUGACAAUACAUGGAUCGAGAGAAAGAAAACCCCUCCUACUUGAGUCAUAAUUGACAGCUGUGGAAGGCACAUAUCAUAAGAGACACAAAAGUAACAUAUAUGUGCUCUUCUAUAUAUGUGCUGGACCAGUCUCCAGUAAGCAGUGAAAAAGAGUUACCAUAGAAAUCGGCUGGGAGGAGAGUGAUCACGCUGUUGCCAGCAAAGAACACAGUGUCUUGCGCAUUGGAAGUAUAUCUAAUUAAACCAUUAAGUAAACGUUAAAAACAUUCUGAGUUCUCACCAAUAUAAACAUUAAAACAUUUCAACAUGGGAGGGUAUAAAUUCCUCUAGUAUGGUGCACUAAUUGGCAGUUCCAGUUUAGUAUAAAAAAAUAAUUAGCAUCCACCAGAUAAAAAAACAAGUUGAUCAGAGAGGACUGUGUAGUUAGGGAAAUACAAUAAAAAUAAAACAUUUCUCUCUAAUCUCUGAGUAUUAACUAAAGCACAGACCAUCAUAUCGCUGCCUGCCCGGCACUCACUGCCUCUCAUUCUCUGUAACACACAGAGCACAGCAUGGAUGAGAGGCAGUGAGUGCCGGGUAUGAACAGCUGUUAGCUGUAAUUGCAGGAGCGCGCAGGGACGAGACUAGACUCGAGAAAAGGAUCCUGUACUAGUAGUGCAAGCUUUUGGAAGACGUCAGAGA
This is a messenger RNA of Bombina bombina (fire-bellied toad), 4204 nucleotides long. It is a transcript of the gene PIGZ, whose product is annotated as phosphatidylinositol glycan anchor biosynthesis class Z. The transcript has 2 exons. Gene Ontology annotation, cellular component: endoplasmic reticulum membrane. The record is from RefSeq and is a predicted model, not a curated record. Gene Ontology annotation, biological process: GPI anchor biosynthetic process. Bases 17 to 1705 code for a protein of 562 amino acids. Lineage: Eukaryota; Metazoa; Chordata; Amphibia; Anura; Bombinatoridae. Gene Ontology annotation, molecular function: alpha-1,2-mannosyltransferase activity.